Messenger RNA from Nannochloropsis gaditana CCMP526, 863 nucleotides. RefSeq names its product mrna export factor elf1. The transcript is spliced from 2 exons. The record is from RefSeq and is a predicted model, not a curated record. Gene Ontology annotation, molecular function: ATP binding. The coding region runs from base 1 to 450 and encodes 149 amino acids.
AUGGCCGCGUGCUUCUGGCAGAACCCGCACAUCAUCGUCCUGGACGAGCCCACCAACUACCUGGACCGGGACUCCCUCGGCGCCUUGGUGCAGGCCAUUCACGACUACAAGGGCGGCGUCAUCAUCAUCUCCCACAACCGAGAGUUCGCGGGGGCGGUCUGCCAAGAGAAGUGGAUCAUGGAUAAGGGCCGCUUGCGUCGGGAGGGGGAGUCGGUAGCCUUGCACGAGGAGGAGGAGAAAAAGGAGGAGCUUGGGGACAAGGUGGUGAUCGACGCUCUGGGCAACGAGAUCAAGGUGAACAAGCAAACGACCCUGUCCGACAAGGAAAAGAAGAAGGAAAUCAAGCGGCUGCAAAAAAUGAUAACCGACGGGCGGAAAAAGAAGACUCUGAAUGAAGAUACGAUCCUGGACCUAGAGCUGAAGCUGGAGGAGCUGAAGGCCGCCCCUUGACCGGGAAUUUAGAGGAGGCGAUGUCCUAUUAAAACCACCAUCAAUAUAAGAAUAUCAAAAUGAUGAUAUCUAGUAGUAUAACAGAAAAAGUCGUUGGUAACCGACUGGCGUAGAAAAAAGGUAAAGAAAAGAUGAGUCAAGUAAGACAAGGGGGGCGGAACUGAGGGAGCGAAAGUAAGCCAAAGAAACAAAAUUAUAGGUUGCUGCAUUCGUAAGGGACGCCAUUUAGCAAAUGAGAAAUGUGUAAGCGCAGGAAUAAAUGAGUUCUGAAAAUCAUGCAUGUGAAUCUCGCCUAUCUAGAUGGAGUCCGUAUGGCAAGUUAGAGAGAACGACUAGUAGACGGCAGCAAAAGGAAAAUGAGCCAGCCCUUGAACUGUUUUAAUUUCUAUAAAGAAGUAAUUAACUAGUGACCU